This is a messenger RNA of Limanda limanda (common dab), 1557 nucleotides long. Its product is annotated as cyclin-K-like. Lineage: Eukaryota; Metazoa; Chordata; Actinopteri; Pleuronectiformes; Pleuronectidae. The transcript has 10 exons. The record is from RefSeq and is a predicted model, not a curated record. Gene Ontology annotation, molecular function: cyclin-dependent protein serine/threonine kinase activator activity. Gene Ontology annotation, biological process: positive regulation of DNA-templated transcription, elongation; regulation of transcription by RNA polymerase II. Bases 13 to 1557 code for a protein of 514 amino acids. Gene Ontology annotation, cellular component: nucleus; cyclin/CDK positive transcription elongation factor complex.
UCCACUCAGCCAAUGAAGGACACGAGAGAGAACUUCUCAAUGACUGGCCAAACGAAUCUGGACCACAUCAAACCAUGCUGGUACUGGGACAAGAAGGAUUUGGCCCACACCCCAUCUCAGUCCGAGGGUCUGGACUCGGCCACGGAAGCUCAAUAUCGGCGAGAAGGAGCCUGCUUCAUAUCUGACGUGGGAAAAGUACUCGGCCUUCCCUAUGACACACUGGCAACUGGGAUCAUAUAUUUCCAACGCUUCUACAUGUUUCACUCUUUCAAGCAGUUCCCUAGAUAUGUGACAGGUGUUUGCUGUCUCUUCCUGGCGGGGAAAGUGGAGGAGACUCCGAAGAAGUGCAAAGACAUCAUUCAAACCGCCCGCAGCGUACUGAACGAUGUGGAGUUUGCUCAGUUUGGAGACGACCCGAAGGAAGAGGUGAUGGUUUUGGAGAGAAUCUUGCUCCAGACUAUCAAAUUUGACCUGCAGGUGGAGCUCCCCUACAUGUCCCUGCUGCGCUAUGGCAAGCAGCUCAAAGGGGAUAAGGAUGAAGUGGAAGAGGUGCUGCAAAGGGCAUGGACGUAUGUCAAUGACAGCUUGUGCACCAUGCUGUCUCUGCAGUGGGAGCCAGGGAUUAUGGCGGUUGCCGUCUUGUACCUGGCCAGCCAGGAUUGUGAGUUCGACCUCCAGGAGUCGACCGGCACGCAGUCGCCAGGCAUCUGGUGGGAUCAGUUUGUCCAGGACGUCUCAGUCCUGCUGCUUGAAGACAUUUGCCACCAGAUCCAGGACCUGUACCCGCAGGACUACGAGCCCAUCCCUCAGGGGAUGCAGGAGACGGAGCGGCCGCCUAUUCCUCCAAUCCUUGCUCCUCCUGCCCCACUAGGACCACCCCCAGUUGCCAACCCUCCUCCCCCACCCCCAAAGAAGACAUCCCCUCAGGGUGGCAGCCCUGCACGCCAGCUCAAACGUUCACAUACGUCCCCCAAAGAGGAACCAAAGGCUCCAGAACAAGUCGGGUCAAAGAUCCCUAGACUGGAGAGCCCAAUGCCCCCCCGGCCACCGUCGCAGCCUCCCUCAGACCGAAAAGCUCCGGCUCCAGCACUUCCCACAGAGGCCGAACCAGGAAGUGAGGCUGCUCCUCCACCGCCGCACGCGCCGCCUCCACACCAGCCCCCGCCGCUGCCCCAUCGCCCUCCAUCGCCGCCGCCCUCCAACUACAUCAUGUCCACCACCAGCUCCUACAUGUCCGGGGAGGGCUAUCAGAACCUGCAGUCCAUGAUGAAGACGGAGGGCCCCUCCUACGCCCCCAUGCCGCCCAGCUAUGCUCCCCCAAUACCGCAAUACCACCAACACGGGUAUCCGCCGCCUGCAGCACCUCAAGGCCCUCCACCUCCUUCCACCUUCCCGCCACCCAGCUUGGCCCUGGCCUAUCCGCCUCCAGGUUACAAUAGCUACCCUCCGCCACCACGCAUGCCACCAGGGCACGUGCCUCCAGGAAUAGGCCUUCCACCUACAGGGUACCCCCCCUACACUGGCCUGUACCACAGCAGAGAUCUUGUUUGGAAAUAA